Plasmopara halstedii is the source of this 1884-nucleotide messenger RNA. Its product is annotated as START-like domain. Lineage: Eukaryota; Oomycota; Peronosporomycetes; Peronosporales; Peronosporaceae. Bases 1 to 1884 code for a protein of 627 amino acids. The transcript is spliced from 2 exons. The record is from RefSeq and is a predicted model, not a curated record. Gene Ontology annotation, molecular function: lipid binding.
AUGGAAUCCCCUAAAGACUCAAUCCGACGCCACGGUGAUAAUUUCAUGGGCAGCACAAAUUCUCCUCGCCUCAGCUUCACUCGCAACGCAUCAGUGUCUGCACCCGUGUCACCCUCCAUGCCCGUGCCUUCACAGACGACGCCGCUUCCGCCUAGGACGGCAUCGCAUCCACAAGCCAAUGCAACCGUCCGCGUUGACUGCAGCACGUCUACGACUGUAUCUAAUACUGUGAAGCUCCUGAGUGAAUUAGAGCGAUCUUGGGCCAUGUUUUCUGCUAACUGGCGGGUCGUGGACCUAUUUGCGGGUCUUCAAAUAUGGCAGGAACAGAUUGGAGAAACAGGAAGCGGCUCUGAGCCGCUUAAUAAUGUGCUACUGUCUACAGCGUCUGCCGGGCUGGUGACUUUUUUAGCUGGACAUAUUGGUGGUGGUGGAUUCUUUGUGUCGUUGUUGCUUACGCUGCUUGUAGUGACAGCAGCGCUCUGGACAUUGUCUGAUGCUCGAGCUAAGACUGCAAUACCAUGUUUUAAGACACUGCAGGUAGUGGAUGGAUCUCCGUCAGAAAUUUUUAUGUACUUGAUGUGCAUCAAUAAUUAUCCCAUUUGGGACGCAUCGGUGGAGAAAGCAGAGGUAGUGCAUACUAUUGAUGACCACUCUGAUAUAAUUCAUAUUAUCUAUCGACCUGUUUGGAUGUGGCCAGUAUGGUUAACGCCAAGGGAUCUUUGCUUGUUACGAUAUUGGCGACGGGCUGAAGAUGGGUCUUAUGUAAUUUGUAUGCAAAGUGCAUUACAUCCUGAGUGUCCGCCAAUGGAUGGACUUGUGCGUGCGACCUGCAAAGGUGGAGGUUUCAUCAUAUCGCCUAGUGUCACACAGCUGGACGAAAUGACGUCCAUGGUUACAAAUGUGAUCCAUUUAGACCCUCAAGGAUGGGAAGGCAAUUUAUUACAACGUCUGAACAUGAUGCACUUGUAUGUACGACCUCAAGUGCUAUCAGUUACUGGUUUGAGAGAUGUCAUGGAAGCGCGUAAAUAUGUGUGUCCAAAUGUACCUGAAGAAUUCUCAGCAGCUCUUGCAUCGUCAACAGAAGAACAGUAUGGCAAAGCUGCAAGUCAGGAAGAAGGGGCAGGUGGUGGCACUAUUGGUGAUCCUGAAGCGCCGGUCUCGAUGCUGGAAGAUUUUCCAAGUAAUGUGCCGCGAACGAUGUGGGCCGAGCCAGACGGUGCAGCGAUGAUGGUACGAGGACCUGAUUACCUAACCGAUCGACGGAAAAUCCCAUCUCAAUCACCAUUCUUUCGGCUCGUAGGAAUGGAUCUGUUUGAAUCGUCUGAAGUUAUUGAACAUAUUGCAUCACGUGCAGACAAUACGAUUCAGCGCGAGCUGCGGCGCCAUGAAGAACGAGGUACUGAAAUGCCAUUUACGUUUAUCGUGAACUUUGUGGUACCAGGAACCCCACGCAUUAAUCUCGUACUGUACUAUCAAGUACCUCACCCAUCUGUCUUGACUGACGGUUCUCCGUCCUCUGAGUUGAUGGCUGACUUUCUGAAUGGAUCUGAUGAAUUUCGCAACGAGCGGUUUAAGCUCAUACCUUGCAUCGUAGAAGGUAGUUUUAUAGUGCGUCAAGCAGUGGGGUCUACUCCAUCUUUGGUUGGUAAAAAGCUGCGUCAGCCCUAUCACCGUGGUAAGCAGUACUUUGAGCUAGACGUCGAUAUUGGCUCGUCAGCAGUGGCAAAUCGUGUGGUUGGUCUUGUGUCAGGAUACACAAAAAAGCUAGUUAUUGACAUGGGCUUCGUAUUAGAAGGUCAAAACCCCGAUGAACUGCCUGAAAGGCUGUUUGGAACUUGUCGUCUGGUUCAUAUUGAUUUGAGUGUCGCCAAGAAGCUCACGUGA